AUGACUACUGAGAAAGGAAGGUUCAUGGGAGAACAAGAACCACUCCCCUCCACUGCUCCUGAAGUCCCUCACACAACUGAUACAGGUGAUGAUGAAGAAGAACUUAAGUUUGGUCUGCACCCAGACAACCCAGCUAACUUCCUCAAGCUAUCUGGUGCUCUUUGGAUCUUGAUGCAACAUACUUUUUUGGAUGCAGACAUUGAUUCCACAGACACACUUAUCCAGCAAUAUAUUACUGAAUUACUGAAGCUUUAUGAUUCAAAUGUUAUCAAACCAAACUACCACUAUGCGACACAUAUUGUGACAUUUGCACACAACUUCAGGCCACUUCACGACUUCUGGACCUUUCUUUUUGAGCACCUCAAUACAGCACUUAAGUCUUUCAAGACCAACAACCAUGGAGACAGAGAACUCAAGACAACAUUUUUCUCUGAGUUCCAUUGA
This is a messenger RNA of Suillus subaureus, 444 nucleotides long. RefSeq lists its product as uncharacterized. The transcript is spliced from 3 exons. The coding region runs from base 1 to 444 and encodes 147 amino acids. Lineage: Eukaryota; Fungi; Basidiomycota; Agaricomycetes; Boletales; Suillaceae. The record is from RefSeq and is a predicted model, not a curated record.